Peniophora sp. CBMAI 1063 is the source of this 1710-nucleotide messenger RNA. Lineage: Eukaryota; Fungi; Basidiomycota; Agaricomycetes; Russulales; Peniophoraceae. The record is from the annotation of a GenBank genome assembly.
AUGUACGCGCUCUCCGUCGCAUUCCUCCUCCCCGCGCUCGCCCUCGCGGCACCCUCGAAGCGUAACAUGGUCGUCCAUGAGUCGCGCGAGUCCAUCCCCAGCGGGUUCACCAAGGUCGGCAAUGCGCCCGCGGACCAGGCGAUCACUCUGCGUCUUGCGCUCAAGCAGGGCGACAUGGCUGGUCUCGAGGAGCGUCUCUUCGCCGUCAGCACACCCUCGAGCGCCGAGUACGGCAAGUUCCUCACCAAGGAGCAAGUCGAGGCCUUCGUCGCUCCCAAGCAGGACACUACGGACGCUGUGAACGCGUUCCUCAGCCAGGCUGGUCUUAAGCCUGAGAUCAUCACCCCCGCCGGUGACCACCUCUCCAUCACGCUGCCCGUCGCUCAGGCCAACGAGCUAUUCGAUGCCAACUUCGAGACGUUUACGCACACUUCGACCGGCAAGCAGGCCGUCCGCGCACUCGCGUACUCCCUCCCUGCCGACCUCGCCCCGCAUGUUGAAUUCGUACACCCGACCGUCGUCUUCCCGCAGUUCGUUCGCAACAAGCCGAUGGCGAGCUUCCCUCUCCCAGCCAACGCCAUCAGCGCCAUCACGAACUCGUCGAUUACCCCCGACGCAGUCCCCGCAUCCUGCGCCUCAGUCGUCACGCCUGCUUGCUUGCAGGCGCUCUACGGAAUCCCGACAACGCGCGCCACGCAGACGAGCAACGUCCUCGGCGUCUCCGGCUUCAUCGAGCAGUUUGCGCAGACUGCGGACCUCCGGACCUUCAUCACCAACCUUCGUCCUGACCUCCCGGCCACGACGACCUUCACGACACUUCUGGUUGACGGUGGCUCGAACCCGCAGGCUGCCAGGGAUGCUGGUGUUGAGGCUGAUCUUGACACUCAGUACACCGUCGGUAUUGCUUCGGGCGUCCCAACCGUCUUCAUCUCAGUCGGCGAGAACAACCGCGAUGGUAUCGACGGCUUCCAGGACAUCAUCACGACGCUCAUUGCUGAGAACAACCCUCCCCACGUUCUGACCACGUCCUACGGUUUCAACGAGCCCGAUCUCACUACCGCUCUGGCCAACAACCUUUGCAACGCGCACAUGCAGCUCGGUGCUCGUGGCACCUCGAUUCUCUUCUCGUCCGGCGAUGGUGGUGUCUCUGGUUCUCAGUCUCAGACGUGCACGACCUUCAUCCCAACCUUCCCCUCUGGCUGCCCCUUCCUGACCAGUGUCGGUGCCACGACCGGUAUCACUGAGACCGCCGCAGACUUCUCGUCCGGUGGUUUCUCCAACAUCUUCGCGCAACCCUCGUACCAGAGCGCGGACGUCGCCGCCUACCUGGCUAAACUCGGCAACACCAACGCCGGCAAGUUCACCCGCACUGGUCGUGGCUUCCCCGACGUCUCCGCGCAGGGUGAGAACGUUGAGAUUGUCGUCGGUGGUCAGGCUGGCCUCGUCGCCGGUACCAGCUGCUCGAGCCCAAUCUUCGCCAGUGUCAUUGCGUUGCUCAAUGACCGUCUCAUCUCCGCUGGCAAGGCACCGCUGGGCUUCCUCAACCCCUUCAUCUACUCGGCUGCUGGUACCGCUGCACUCAACGACAUCACGACCGGCUCAAACCCCGGUUGCAACACUAACGGUUUCCCCGCAGAGGUCGGCUGGGACCCACUCACCGGUAAAGGGACGCCCUCGUUUUCGCGUUUACUCACCGCUGUCGGUCUCUAG